AAGGAAGAAGAGGAGCACGGUAUUUUCAAAACUAGCUAAUGUACGAUUUAAAUUCUAUGUACCAGUGUCUAUAAUAAAGCAUUCUUUGAACAAAAAAAACAAAAAAAAAAACAACCCACCCCCUGUGCUUUGUGCUUCAAAUGGCUCCUACCCAGGUUUUCUCUUGAUCCGCCCCUGGGUCAUUAUUUAUUAAUAAUAAGCUAUAACUGUGGACCGAAAGUGAAGUCUUGUUCGUUAGUCAUUUGUUAGUAUUGUUUUCUUUUCGGUCUUCCUUCCUUGUUGAGUAAGAGAUGUAACAGACUAGCAUAUAACAUUCUUCAUUUGAAUAAAUUUGCAAGAAAUGUCCCUAACGUGUAGCCAUUGCAUAUCUUUACCUCUUUAAUAUUAGUUUUGCCUUUCCAAUGUUCCAUUUGAAUUGGGAUUAACGUUUGUUAAUGAUUCAAGUCAUAGACUAAAUUUUCUAUGAAGUACGACUUUUUUUUGGUCUUCAGUCUCUGACAGGUAUUCAUGACUAAGUCUAAACUGGUGAUAAGUGUGAUAGUGCUAGAGCCGAAUGGAAACAUUGCUGGGCCCGCCGAUGAUACAGUUAAAACUGAGCAGAGCACAGCCUUCCUGCAGAUAGCGAACGAAGGUGAUGUUCAAGCGAACUCAGAGGAGCAACGAAAGUGGGAGACGGCCGCCGUUGCACUAGCAUACAUCUCGGUGUUCUCUUUGGUAGCUCUUGGAUCGUUCAGUUUUUAUGUUUCAUCAAUUACAAAUAGUGCUGCUGCAUUUGGCUUUGGGUUUGAUUGUUUUCUGGAUGUUGGAACGUCGGUUGUUGUAAUUUGGAGGUUCUAUGGAAAGACAUCGACUUCAUAUUCCGUCGAAAGAGAACUUAAAGCAUUACUGUUUUUAGGAAUUCUUUUCAUCUUAGCUGCAAUCUCAGUCGCCGGUAAAUCAAUCAAGUAUCUGGUAGAUGGAACACUAGUUAAAACGAGCGCUUGGUUAUACGGUUUAGCAGUUUGUUCUACGUUGAUAUGCAUGUUUCUAUCUAUAUCGAAGUUCUACACUGCAUAUAAACUAAACAGUCAGAGCGUGCGAGCAGAUGGGUACAGUUCGUUGGCAUGUGGCAUAACAUCUUUUACAAUCAUCAUUAGUUCUCUUGUUUAUUCAUCGAAUAAGAACGUGUAUUACCUCGAUGACAUAAUUGGAAUCAUCCUAUCUGUGUUACUACUAUGUUAUGGUAUCAAAUUGUGUGUAGAGGUGUGUAGUUCAUCGGCUGCAAACAAUCGGGAAACGAAACUUACCGUAAUGAAGCUGCCAGGAUACGAAUCUAUGAAAUAAUCAGAUUAAAAUGGCAAAUCAUAAUACGAGCCUAUCUUUUCCUGUGGAAAAUUAUUUCGUUGCAAGAGGGCAGUGUUCAUAACAACAUCUUUAUCAAUCAAUACAUCCAGUUUUGAUUUAACCUACACUUAUUAUGACAGUGUAGUCGUUCGCAAAAGCAACAAAAUUACGGCAAAAAAAGUACCAGACCAGACUAAUGCUGAUUGUAUACAUUCGCCCUUCGAGACCACUUUUGGGACCUGGAAAUGUGAGGUUGUCUCAGGGUUGAGCUGUCGUGACAAAAUGAGUAUUGUGGUACAGAAAAUGAAAAAUGAGUUAUUAAUAUAUAUUAUUUUCAGAUAGAAUCCCCGGUAAUUAUAUAAGCGUAUUUUAGGUCUUUGAAUCAGGCUGCUGUCGGAGUAAGAUAUCAUUUUUAAGUACAGA
Molecule: messenger RNA, 1746 nt
Organism: Anneissia japonica
Lineage: Eukaryota; Metazoa; Echinodermata; Crinoidea; Comatulida; Comatulidae
Product: transmembrane protein 163-like
Exons: 9
Coding region: 508-1323 (271 amino acids)
Biological process (GO): transmembrane transport; monoatomic cation transport
Cellular component (GO): membrane
Molecular function (GO): monoatomic cation transmembrane transporter activity
Source: RefSeq, a predicted model, not a curated record